Rotaria sordida is the source of this 1266-nucleotide messenger RNA. Lineage: Eukaryota; Metazoa; Rotifera; Eurotatoria; Philodinida; Philodinidae. The record is from the annotation of a GenBank genome assembly.
AUGUUGUUAUUUUGUUUUUCUCUACUCUAUCUCAGUCAAUCAUUGUUUGCUGUUGAAUUGUCUAUCUACAAAAGUUUUACUGAGAUUCGCCAAGUUUCUAAUGGAAUCGGUCAAUACACGAGUCGAUUUACAAAUGCUGAUUAUCAAAAUAUAGUUGAAGGAUCGAUCAGUUGGGAAGGUACACCAUUAGUUCGACAAGAAGUCUACAAUACAAUUCAAUCACUCCAAGAUGCUACUGUAACAGUACAACGAUCGACAGUGUGCGCCUGUGAAACGAUUCAAGCAAAGAUUGUCGAUCCCAAUUCGAUGUUACUUCAAAAUUUGAAUACAGGAGCAUAUUUUUAUGCUGAUAAAAAUUUGAUUGAAUAUACAUCGGUACGACCGAACGAAGGUGAAACAACAUUGGCUCUUCAAUUUCAAACUGAAACAACAGAACGUAAGGGAACUUUGUCAUACUUAAUGAAAGGAAUCACAUGGACACCUAGUUAUGAUCUUUUGUUGACAGGCAACGAUGAUUACAAACUUCGUACUUAUGCAAACAUUAGAAAUGAUCAACAACAAGAAUAUACAGUGGAGAAAACUCGUCUCUUAGGUGGUGAUGUGCAAUUAGCUACCGAUAGUUCUGCUGGUAGACCUAUAUUUGAGGCUGCACUGACAUCUAUGAACUUGAGACCAAUUCUAAUGAAUGGUGAACAAAGUGGUCUAUAUUCGUAUUCAUUGAAUGAUAAAUAUACACUUCGUCCAUCGAGUUCCAUUCGUUUACCAUUCAUUGAUAUUGUUGCCAAAUAUCGAUUCUAUUACAAAGCAUUGAUAAGCAUCAACACAGGAGUAAAUCAAGGUGUCUUUGAAAGAAAUUACGAUAUAACACCUGAUCAUUUCAUGCCAGCUGGUGUUAUCACUGUUCGUGACAAUCAAGUACUUGUUGGUCAAGCAAAUUUGCCAGAUGUUCCAGAAAAUUAUACAGAAACAUUUAGUGUUGGCCAAGAUAACGAUGUUCGCUAUAUGAUAAAAGGCAAUAUGACAUCAAAAACUGAUGACGACGCACAAGUAUCAUUAGAAACUUAUGAAAUUGAUGUUUACGUUAAGAAUUUGAAGAACAAAAAUGUCGACACUCAACUUGUUGUUCAAGGAGGUGUUCAAAUAACUCUUCUUAACACAACAUGUAACUCUGUUAAUGUUCAAGGAAGUCAACUCAAUUUUCCAGUCCAACUUAAACAGGGCGAAACUCAUCAGUGCAAGCUCAAUGUUACAGUGAGAUUGAAUUAA